AUGGGUACUAUUUUGGAUAAUAAUAGGCCCGAAAUAUCGCAAUUAAUUGGAGCCGAUGGAGCGCGUCCCAGUUCCAACCUGGACUCGUAUAAGCUCCACUCUUUUUACUCCAAUUUGCCGGUUUACAGAAAAAAAUAUGAUUGGAAUGUCCCUAAAUGGACCAAGGAUGAUAUUGUUAACCUACACAAAUUUGUUAAGUCGAGCAUAGUAUCAAUUUUAUCUGAUAAAAUUGAAUUGAAAUACAGUAAAUUACCGUUUUCUGAUAGUCAAAAGCUGUUAAAGCUGUUAACUAAAUUGGAUUCUAGGGAUUUGUAUAUUAUUUAUCUAAACUUUGACUUUACUUUGUUAUCUGCAAGUUUAAUUAAAUUGAUUAGGAGUGAUUCAUUUGAUGAAUUUUUAAAAAAUAUAUCUAAUUUGCAUGAUAACAACUCUAACAUGUAUGAUGUGUAUAGUAAAACUCAGAAAAUUUACAAUAACUUUAAGGAGAUAUAUCUGCCUAAUAAACCAAUGUUUCAAAACGUUGAUUUGUCUGUGUUUUGGGACGAUGUAGCAAGUGAAAUGAACUCUAAAAGAAAGGGAACUAUGUCAUAUAAGAUAUCUACAGAUUGUUGUGUAAAGUUUAUCCAUUCAACAAAGGAUGGAGUAUUGAUUACGGAAGUCUCGGAAGAUGAAUUUGCAAGGAUAGAGGAGUUUUUACUAAAGAAUAAGGCCAAUCCAACUAAAAAUUGCAUUGUCAAUUGUGUCAAUUUGGGAGUGACUGUGUAUCAGUAUAUAAAGGUUGUUUUACACCAGGGGAAAACAAGUAAAUGGGAUGCAUCUGAAGACGCCGUUCUGCUUGAAUCAGUAUCUUCUGAUUUAUACGACAAUGCCUACAGUUCAGGUAUUGGUAGUUCUACCAGUAACUAUGGUAUUUCCUGGAAAGAGAUAUCUAGAAAUAUACCUGGCAAAAACGCUGAACAGUGUAGGUUAAGGUAUAGACAAAUCAAAAAGAACAAGAUCUCUGAUUCGCCUUUUUUGAUAAAGGAAAUGGCACGUCUUAAAAUAUUAAAGGCUUCUUUCGGCAACAACUGGUCUAAAAUAUCAAAUUUGAUGCCCGGUCGCUCUCCAAGACAGUGCAGAGAUAAAAUCUCGGAAACAACCAAAUUCACUAUUGAAAACGCUCUCGAGUCACUUCAGUACUUUAGGGACUUUCUAUUAACAUUCACUAACUACUACUCAAACUUAAAUAAACCAUUUUUUGUUGGUCGUUAUUGGAAGAGUUUCGAUUGGCUCGGGUUAUAUCUGAUUAUGGUUCUGAAAAUAACUAGAAACCAAGACCUUUUGGAUAUUUUGAAAAAAUUUUAUUUUUCAAACGCUAUUGAAAAAAGGAUUAAAAUAGUUUUUGAGGAUGGACUCAGCAAGAACGUAACAGAAUGCUCUGGCUCAGACAUUUAUGCAAUAACUAAUUUUUUACAAAUUAUAGCAUCUAGAGUCGAUGAAGUUCACUUUGACAAAGUCGUUAGGGUAAACAAGGCUUUAUCUAAACAACUUUUUAGGAGGUGUGGUACCGGUGAAAGUGUCGAUUUUAAGAUUUUUGAUAAGGAAAAUAACUUUGAUGAUUUAAAAAGUUCGGUUUUUAAUUCACUUAAUAGGUUAUGGCCUUAA
This is a messenger RNA of Theileria orientalis strain Shintoku, 1644 nucleotides long. RefSeq lists its product as uncharacterized. The record is from RefSeq and is a predicted model, not a curated record. Lineage: Eukaryota; Apicomplexa; Aconoidasida; Piroplasmida; Theileriidae. The coding region runs from base 1 to 1644 and encodes 547 amino acids. The transcript is spliced from 4 exons.